AUGUCGGAAGUGGAACCACCGUUUAGACCACGAGUGAAGAUUGUUGAAAAGCAAAAGUAUUUCCAGAAUAUCCCAAAACACACAUACUUGAAAGGGCCAUUGGAUAAGGUUACAUCUGUAGCAAUACCGAUUGCUCUGGCAGGAACUUCAUUGUUUCUGAUUGGUCGAGGAAUCUACAAUAUGUCACUUGGGAUAGGAAAGAAAGAAUAA
Messenger RNA from Lathyrus sativus (Indian pea), 210 nucleotides. The record is from the annotation of a GenBank genome assembly. NCBI's taxonomy places the organism in Eukaryota, Viridiplantae, Streptophyta, Magnoliopsida, Fabales, Fabaceae.